UUCGUUGUUUACUGAUAAAAUCCUUUGUGGCAUACAUAUUAAUUGCAAAUCAAUUUUAAAAAGUGCUACAAGCAGUGUAAUUUAUAAUAUAUAGUCAUGUCCUUUUUCAAGAAUGUAGCGUCCAGUUUCACCAUCCGUAGUCGUGAUUCGAUUUUGAAAGAAUCUCUAAUAAAUAACUUAUCUGAAUGCGUAAAAGACAUACAAUAUAAUAAUCAGUUCGAAGAAAACUUCCACAGCGUUCUUGGAUCGACGGAUUCUACUAACACACUGUGUACGGCUCUUGAAGCAGUAUUUCUACAUGGUUUGAAGGACACAUUUCUACGAAAGGCGAAAAAUGUACUGUCAGGUGACCCAGACCUCCGACCACAGCCGAACUUUUGGCCACUAGUACUCGUGCUCUCUCACCGCCAGAAUAUCGACGAGAUCUCGUCAUUGCUGCAGAUCAACACGGAGAUUGGACAAUGUAGGGCUUGGCUGCGAAUUGCUCUCAAUGAAUGUCUUCUAUCCUCUUACAUGGCAACUCUUCUGAAAAACAUAUCUGCUGUUAGACCUUUCUAUAAUAAGUCUGCCUUUGUGUGUGAUUCCGAAAUUUUAGAAGUUGCCCAAAAACUCAUAGAAGGAUUAGAGACAUGCAUUCAGUUUAAUUUGCCUACUAAUUCAAGUUUACUUAAUCACUGGCCUGAGCCAGUGCUGAUGCUGGCAGGCCUGUGGGUGCCGACUAUGCGAGCGGCGCCCAUCAGUGCAGGCCUCGACGUGGCCAGCACCAUGUGCGAUGAAGAGGUCAGGCCUAAAGAUGUGGCCACUCCAACUGACAUAUCUGGAAUAACUGGAUUGGGCAGGCUGGCUCUAAAUGAAGAUGAAGCAUUAGAAUUUAUCCUCUCUAUAUCUAAUGACAUUACCACCAUGGGAACACAACCUCAAAUUGAACCAGAAAGAAAGGAUGACUUAGAUGAUAACAAUCCUUUCACUAUUGAUGACAAUGAAAGUAAUGCUCUAUCAUUAGAUCAGCCAUCUACAAGUCAGAACCAAGAUGUUCUUAAUAAUAGUCUACAAGAAGAUACAGAUGCUGAUCCUCUGGAUGGGGCUAAUGAUGUUGUGAUUACUGGAAACUCUUUGUGUGGUAAAGGAUGGUCUACUGAUAAAAAUGAUGAAAUGAAUUGUUCUAUUAAUUCCAACUCCUCACAUGGCAGCAGCCUCAUAAAAACACCAGAAUUAAAAAGUUUGUCAUCUCUGCUGGAUACAGCAAAUAAUGUGACAGAAAAAUGUGUUAAUACUCCUAAUUUGCGAGACAUCAUGAAAGAUAUCCAUAAGGAGUUAAAGUUAAAUACAGAUGAACCAGAAGUUGUUGAGUUGAAGUCAGAAGCUGCUACACCUGAGGACCCCAUGCUCCAAGGGUUGGGCUUUGAAAUUGUGUCCAAUUCAGUAACAGGGUCAUUCACCGUCACAGAACUACAGAAGAUGAUUCAGCAGCUGGGGAGCCUCUCCCGGGAACACGGUCUGGAUCAUCAAAAUUAUCAGUGCAAGGGUUGUCAAGACUUGUUGGGCAGCACCAUUUCCAAAGCUAAAGUGUGUGCUUAUACUGGGGAAUAUUAUUGUUCCAAUUGCAUGGAUACCAACUUGUUUAUAAUACCAGCUCGGGUGAUACACAACUGGGACUUUAAGAGAUACCCAGUCUCCAAGAAAUCUGCUCUGUUCUUAUUAGAGUUCCAGCAUCAUCCCUGGAUCCAUAUGAAAAAGCUUAAUCCAAAAAUAUAUUCUGGGGUGUCUGAUAUGGCACAGUUACAAGAAUUAAGAAUACAACUUAACUUCCUAAGAGCAUACAUAUUCUCAUGUAGAGAACCUGUUAUUGAAGAAUUGCAGAAACGAGUCUGGCCAAGGGAAUAUCUAUAUGAUCAUGUGCACUUGUACACUAUAUCAGACCUAGUCCAGAUACCAAGUGGAUCCCUGUUAUUGCAAUUAGAGAAAGUUGUCAACUUUGCUAAAACUCAUGUGCUAGAUUGUUGGUUUUGUAGUCAGAAAGGGUUUAUAUGUGAAGUUUGCCGAGAUCCUAAAGUAUUGUAUCCAUUUGAAACAAGCACGACAUAUCGUUGUGAUGAGUGCUCAAGUGUCUUUCAUAUCAAAUGUUUCAAUGCAAAUAUGCCAUGUCCAAAAUGUAAACGAAAACAAAAUCGUACGAAUGAAUCUAACUUAGUAUAAAUUACUUUAAAUGAAUGAUAACUUUGUUUUAAAUAUUUUAUCCAUAUAAAGUAAUAUAACUACAUAUUGCUAAAUUUUUCCGCCUCAUUUUUAAAAAUAUUUUAGUGUUAUUAUUUGGUUUGCUGAGGAAAUAGGGGUUGGCAAUGUUACCUAGUUUACUAUUAAAAACCCAUAGAUACCUAUAGUAAAAUCAUAACUAACUUUUAAUCUAUUUCUAUGUUAAAAAUCUGAAUAUUUAUACAACACACUUUUAAUAUAUUAGCAUAGUUUAACAAAACGCAUUUAAGUCCCACGGUGACAAGCAAAAGUCACUAAGUACCACCACAAGAUCAUAGCCAUAGUGAACCAUAUUAGUACUAAAAGUAAGGCGACUUUUGUUAAUUUUUUUUUUGUAAUUAGUAACUUUUGGUCGUCACCUGAUGAUUUUAUAAUAGUGAGUAAAUUUUAUAAAAGUUCAAUUACAUCAAUAGAAAUGCCCUUCCAUAAUUAGUAAACUAAACUUAUAUUAAUUGAUAUCAUUUAUAGAAAACCAAUGAAAGUCCUUAGACUUAUAUGAAUUUUAGGUAGUCUACUAAAGAGCAAUGUAAAUGGGCCAUUUUGUAAAGCCAAUUGCAAAAAAAAAGUGACAUAUUUUCGUAAAUAUUGAGUGGAAUAAAUGAAUACCAAUUCGUAUUGAUUUAUUCCACUCAUGCUACGAAUACAUACAAUUGUGUCACAGCAUAGGUAAGUGCUAUUUGACUGUUUAAUGCAUUCACUGCCAGGGGGCAGUGGCCUAGGAACACUUGUUUUUUCCACUAUACUCUGAUAUAUAAUUUCAUAAUAAUUGAAAUAGGUAAGGUGCAUUGGGAUAACUUCGAAAACGGGGUAAUUUUGAUAAUAACAAAUAUCUACUAAGCACUUUCUAUUGUAGAAUUGGCAAAUUGGCAAAA
This is a messenger RNA of Cydia splendana, 3125 nucleotides long. RefSeq lists its product as uncharacterized. Bases 97 to 2196 code for a protein of 699 amino acids. Lineage: Eukaryota; Metazoa; Arthropoda; Insecta; Lepidoptera; Tortricidae. The transcript has a single exon. The record is from RefSeq and is a predicted model, not a curated record.